GCUGCUUAUGACAGAAGAUCAACAAAAAGUAUUUAUUAAAUACGUUGUACUGUUUGACAGUUGGACAAAAGAGAUUCCCCUGACAUUUCUACUGGGUCGGUUAUCAUCUCCUUCAACUGAUGUAGGUGACAUGCUUAUACUUAGGUGGUGGGCUUGUUGUCAGCUCAUCAGCUGGCCGGAUCAUCUUCUUUACAGUGUUUCCGCGCUCAUUCGAGGAGCUGAUGUGAGUGUCAUUGUUGAUGCUGUCACAUUUUGUUACGAGGCAUCGGAGACACGGAUCAUCCGCAAAACUAUUGCGCGAUACGCAAUUUUAUCGUCUGUGCUCGCCUGGCGAAGCAUUUCAUUACGAGUUCACACCAGGUAUCCAACCGAUGAACACCUUCUGGAUUCUGGGUUGAUGACUAAAGAGGAGCUAGCAGUAUUCAAGGCAGUAAACGUGCAUGUUGAUCCGCAUCAGGUAGGACAUCUUCCUCCCUUAGCCAAAGCUCACGCUUUUUUUUUCGGAACCUUUUUCCAUCAAACCAUUGCUCAGAAGUGGUUCGUUCCAAUCAACUGGAUACAAACGAUGAUGGUUCGAUGUUUUGAAAAGGGCACUCUUGGACAUACAAACGAGUUACGUGUACUGCUGGAUGCCCUCGAAAAGUAUCGCAAUGGCUUCUUUCAGUUAUUCAUUUAUGACUGGAUCGCAAUUCCUCUUGUGUACACUCAGGUAGGGUAGAU
Molecule: messenger RNA, 720 nt
Organism: Strongylus vulgaris
Lineage: Eukaryota; Metazoa; Nematoda; Chromadorea; Rhabditida; Strongylidae
Source: the annotation of a GenBank genome assembly